Messenger RNA from Caenorhabditis sp. 36 PRJEB53466, 829 nucleotides. Lineage: Eukaryota; Metazoa; Nematoda; Chromadorea; Rhabditida; Rhabditidae. The record is from the annotation of a GenBank genome assembly.
AUGGAUUCGGCCUCAUCGGACCACUGGCUGCUGAGUAAUAUGGUAGAUGCAGCACCAAAUACCAUCGGAGUCGUUAUUAUCAUUUUCAAUGCGAUCGGCCAUUUCGGUAACUUCAAUCUGAUUUACGCGACGUUCAAGAACCACAAGCUGCAGUCGAAACACGGCUGGCUGCUGGUGAUUCUCUGCUCCGAGCACUCGAUUUGUCUGUGUUUCGAGUUCAUCAAUGUCUACUUCGCCCUGACAGGCAUCCACAUACCCCGGAGUACUUGUCUCUUGUACCUUUCCCCGUACAUCUGUGUCAGUUUCCUUCAAUCUACCACAUUUAUGUCACUUGCGAUAGAUGUUCUGCUCUCCUGCACUUUUGCAGUCAAGUAUCAGAAGUGGCGCACUUCCCGUUACUUGGUACUCCUCACUGUCACCCCCGUUAUACUGCCAGUUGCGUUCCUGAUUCUCCUUUGGAGCAGAGCAACGGGUGAGAUGAUAUUUCUGUGCAAUCCUCCGUUAUCAAUGGACGACAAAUCCGUUAGCAUGUGGGGAGCCUUCGUAACUUCCAUAAACAUGCUGAUUCUCAUCGUUUAUGGCUACGUCUAUUUCCAUGCUCGCGACCAAUGUGAGCAUUUUCAGUUCAUCGUAUUUUUCACAUCCAAUCAGUUAAGGUAAGAGGACGAGCGAUGCGCGCAACACUGAGAAAGUGAUGAGAUCGAUGACGAUUCUGGUUCUGGUCUUCUGUUUUUCGUGGGUCACUUGCAUGGGAUCAGUCUUUCUCAUCGAGUACAUCACUUCAAAUUCCUUGCUCAUUAUGCUUAUACGAAGUUAUGCAGUUAGUUGA